AUGGAGAUAGUUUCUGGUCCCAAUGCUUUGAACAAGUCUAUGCAAGGUCUAUGGUCGACACACAGAAAAAAGGUGAACCUAAAUACACCUCCGACUCCUGCGACCAGCACACCGCCAGUCCAAUCACCUGCCAUUGAAGAACCACACACUCCUCAAGCAGAAGCUAUCCCUGGUACAUCGACUCCUCCCACCCACGAGUCUUCAGAGUCCCGGCCGCCGGUAUCAAAUGGAAAGCGGAAGGCGCGCUCGUCUCGAGGAGACGAGAGUAUCAAGAGGACGCGGAUUUCAGGUUCUUCGAGUGGUAUAGCAAAGGAGUAUGCUCCGCCAACGGUGCGCCUGUCCGAUUUGGGAGGUGCUGAUGCAUGCGUAGAAAAAAUGCUUGAGUUGGUAGCUAUGCCGUUGGCACAUCCAGAGAUAUAUUUGCAUACGGGCGUGCAGCCACCGAGAGGUGUGCUUUUGCACGGUCCCCCGGGUUGUGGCAAGACAAUGCUAGCGAAGGCUAUAGGAGGGGAACUAGGCGUGCCCUUCAUCUCAAUUUCGGCGCCAUCCAUCGUCUCAGGGAUGUCUGGCGAGUCGGAAAAAACUCUCCGCGAGACCUUUGAAGAAGCGAAGCGUGUCGCACCGUGCCUACUCUUCAUCGACGAGAUAGAUGCAAUCACCCCAAAAAGAGAAAAUGCACAAAGAGAGAUGGAGAGGCGAAUAGUCGCCCAAUUUCUCACUUGUAUGGAUGAUCUGUCAUGGGAGAAGACUGAUAAUAAACCCGUGAUUGUGAUUGGUGCAACAAAUCGACCUGACUCCCUGGAUGCUGCCUUGCGUAGGGCAGGAAGAUUCGAUCAUGAAAUCGCUAUGGGUGUACCUGACGAUGAAGCACGCGCACAGAUUCUGCGUGUUCUCUGCUCGAAACUCCGGCUAGACGGCUCAUUCGAUUUCGUGGCGUUUGCAAAAGCGACACCGGGCUAUGUCGGCGCUGAUCUUUCCGCUUUGACGGGGGCGGCAGGUAUCAUCGCCGUGAAACGUAUCUUCAAGCAGCUUUCAGAAGGGACACUAGUCAUCCCAGAUAUCGAAGAGCGAGAAGUGACAGAAGUUGCAGACGGCGACGUGUCGAUGCAGGUCGAUGGAGCGCAAACAUCCGAAGCGCCAUUGGUCACAGUCAUGCCCAACGCCCAACUCUCCCCUUUCUCCGCACUUACUCUCCCCACAACGACCGGCAGCUCUAUUGCUCAUUUCCUCCAAGCCCACCCAUCCCCUCUCACCCCGUUGCAACUCGCCCCCAUCUGUAUCACGUCUGCUGACUUUGCUGCUGCACUCAAGCAAGUUCAGCCAUCCGCCCAACGUGAAGGAUUCGCAACUGUUCCAGACGUCACCUGGGCUGACGUGGGCGCGCUGCAUGCGACCCGCAGUGAGCUUCACAUGGCCGUUGUGCAGCCCAUCCGGAGGCCGGAAUUGUUCAAGAAGGUGGGCAUCGAUGCGCCGUGUGGAGUCCUGCUAUGGGGCCCUCCAGGAUGCGGCAAAACCUUGCUUGCGAAAGCGGUAGCAAACGAGUCCAGAGCCAACUUUAUCAGCGUGAAAGGUCCAGAACUGUUAAAUAAGUACGUUGGCGAAAGUGAGCGUGCUGUGAGACAGGUGUUCUCUCGAGCACGGGCAUCGUCACCCUGUGUCAUCUUUUUCGAUGAACUUGACGCGUUGGUUCCAAGAAGAGACGAGAGCCUUUCCGAAUCUUCUGCACGCGUUGUGAACACCCUUUUGACUGAACUUGACGGGUUGGACUCCCGUAAAGGCGUUUUCGUCCUGGGCGCAACCAAUCGCCCCGACAUGAUCGACCCAGCUAUGUGCCGCCCAGGCCGCCUCGACAAACUGCUCUACGUCGACCUCCCAACCGCAGAUGAGCGAGUGGAGAUCGUACGCACGAUGAUGCGUAAGCUGCCGUUGGGCCCUGACGGCGCGAAGGAGGCAGUUGAGACACUAGUGCGGGAGCGCGGGGACGGGUACAGUGGUGCCGACUUAGCUGCAGUUGUCAGGGAAGCGGGUGUAUUGGCCCUGCGAAGAACUUUAGGGACUCUACAGGAAAUGGAUGGUGGCUUGGCGGAAGAGGGCAGUGCCGGAGGGGAGGCUGUCCAGGUGGGUGUGCAUGACUUCGAUAAGGCACUGGAGAAAGUGGGGCCUAGCGUGAGUCGGGCACAGAGGAGAAAGUAUCAGGCUCUAAGGGAAAAGUUUGCGGGAACGCCUGUUAGCGGCGGCAUCGGGGAAGGAAAAGGGAAGACUGAUGAAAAGGAAGAUCCAAGGGUGAUGUGAAUUCAGACCCGUAGCUGUGAUUGGUAUACAACGAGCAAAAAGUAAGAUACACUUAGGGAUACUACAACUUUGUUUUUUUCUC
Messenger RNA from Heterobasidion irregulare TC 32-1, 2374 nucleotides. Its product is annotated as AAA ATPase. Gene Ontology annotation, cellular component: nucleus. Gene Ontology annotation, biological process: ribosome biogenesis. The coding region runs from base 1 to 2292 and encodes 763 amino acids. The transcript has 8 exons. The record is from RefSeq and is a predicted model, not a curated record. Lineage: Eukaryota; Fungi; Basidiomycota; Agaricomycetes; Russulales; Bondarzewiaceae. Gene Ontology annotation, molecular function: preribosome binding; RNA binding; ATP binding.